AUGGUGAACAUCAACAUUGCAUACACCUCCCGCAUCAACCCCGCCGGUGCGACACCGGUGCUCAACGAAGCACAAAUCUGGGCUGGCCUGCAGCGCAAGAUACGUUUUGCCCAAGAAUUCGUGCCUGUGAUUGAGAGCUGCGAGGUACUUGAAGAGAAAGAUGGAGUGGUAACUAGGGACGUCAAAUUCAAGAAGGGAACGGGCCCCAAGGAUCAGGCCAAGGAAGUCGUUAGAAGCUACUGGCCGAGUUGGGUCGAUUUCGAGCAAGAAGACGGAAGUCAUGUCCGCAACAUCAUCUCCGAUGGUCCAUCUGGUGAGACCGAGGACUUGAACAUGACUUAUGCUUUCGAGUGGAUCAUGCCAAGUUUGCAAGAGGGGACUCCAGAAGCUGACAAGGAGAGGCAACGACUCAAGGGCAUGGCGAAGAAAGCAGUUGAGAGCAGCAUCGACGCGAUUCGGGAGAUGGUCAAGGAUGGCAGGGUCAAGGCAUAA
This is a messenger RNA of Alternaria arborescens, 492 nucleotides long. RefSeq lists its product as hypothetical. The transcript is spliced from 3 exons. NCBI's taxonomy places the organism in Eukaryota, Fungi, Ascomycota, Dothideomycetes, Pleosporales, Pleosporaceae. The record is from RefSeq and is a predicted model, not a curated record. The coding region runs from base 1 to 492 and encodes 163 amino acids.